AACGACGCCGCCCCGGCAACAUCCGGUCGCAGCGACUCUUCUCUGGUCCCCGGUAACGCCGUCGCCUCCUCUUCCUCCUCCGCCCUCGGGGACGAUUGCGGGACACCUGAUUGUCUUCUCUCUCUCCUCAGCAACUAGACAGACAGACAGACGGACAGACAAGAUGCAGGCGCUUUUCGGACGCAGGAAGACCCCGGAGGAGUUACUGCGGCAGAACAUCCGGGCGUUGAACCGCGCCAUGAGGGACCUGGACCGCGAGCGCUCCAAGCUGGAGGGUCAAGAGAAGAAAAUCAUCGCCGACAUCAAGAAGAUGGCAAAGCAGGGUCAGAUGGACGCUGUUAAGAUCAUGGCCAAAGACCUGGUCCGCACCCGUCGCUACGUCAAGAAGUUCAUCAUGAUGCGAGCCAACAUCCAGGCCGUGUCGCUGAAGAUCCAGACAUUGAAAUCCAACAACACCAUGGCCCAAGCCAUGAAGGGGGUCACCAGAGCCAUGGCCACCAUGAACAAACAGAUGAAUCUGCCCCAGAUUCAGAAGAUCAUGAUGGAGUUUGAAAGGCAGUCGGAGAUUAUGGAGAUGAAGGAGGAAAUGAUGAACGACGCCAUCGAUGACGCAAUGGGCGACGAGGACGAUGAGGAGGAGAGCGAUGCAAUUGUGUCUCAGGUGCUGGAUGAACUCGGUCUGAAUCUGACAGAUGAACUGUCCAACUUGCCAUCCACCGGAGCGACACUGAACGCCAAAGAGGGAAAGGAGGCAGACAAUGCAGAUGCAGACCUGGAGCAGAGGCUGAGCAAACUGCGCAGAGACUGAAUGAGAAGCUGCGCUCUCUCUCUCUCUCCCUCCCUCUCUCUCUCUCUCUUUCUCUCUCUCACAGUUCCUGUUCAUUAUAGUUCCAGGACAAUGCCCCGAUACAUAUCGAGAAAACUCGAGACUUUUGAGUAUUUUUGCUUUGUUUCCCCCCCCCCCCCCCGCUGUUUGAAGGAGAAAGAUUAGAAAACUAAACGCUAAGCGAGACCCUCCAAGGCUUUGAAGAGCUUUGAGACGUCUCGAAGACGUGAUAAGACGCUGUAUAAAAUGCAAGGAUUAUUAUUAUAAGCAACCCACGGACCUUAACAAAUCAGGGGGAUGGGGUAGGGGUUAAACAAAGAGCCAGGGUGCCCUCCGAGGUACUUUCUAUUUCCCUCCUCUUUCCCCCCCCAUCCCUAGGUGUGGUUGAGAAGGAUGAACAAGGGGUGGGUCAGGUGGCUGGUUUCGCCCACAAAACAUAGUCAAUUCACGUUACUGUGAAGGGCUUUGAGACGUCCCGCAGACAUGAUAAGGCGCUGUAUCAAAUGCGAGGAUUAUUAUUAUUAUGAUUGAUUCUGUCCGGAGUGCAAACUGUUAACAUACCUUAAAUCGGGAGCUGAUUAAAACCCGGCCUCACCUCUCCACCCGCACGCUGUGUUUUUGGAAUUUACGGAACGCCGCUGGAAAAAUCACUCGGAUUCUGAUGGAAGGAUUGCUGUGCCUGUUCUCUUCCCCCCCACCCCCUCCCCCCCGCCCUCCUCCCCACCCCCUCACCAUUGAGAACGUACCUGACAAGACUUAGCCUUGUGGACGGCCAUUUCUAUUAGUUGUAACGUGAAAUCUCGGUCACCUUUGCCUGCUGUUUGGGGGCUUGCUGCUGGUUUUAUUCAGGUCUUUGCUUUAUUUUUUGUGUGGGUGGAGGGGGGGUAAAAUAAAUCCCUUUCCUGCUGCUGCUGUGAGCAGACAUCUCCCAAGGUUUCCGCAGAUUUUUUUUUCCCGCUGUUCGAAGACCGUGGUAUAAUUCUGUGAAGCGCUUUGAGAUGUCUCCACGACGUGAUAAGACGCUAUAUCAAAUGCGAGGAUUAUUAUUAUUGUUUGCGAGAGCAUCCUGCUGUAUUCUAGCUAUCGGGCUCCAGAUGUGCUGUGCAGGAAAGAGAAUCUCGCGCUGUUCUAGAUCGAUGUGCCUAGAGCUGGUCUGAGGUUGAAUCUAGAGCUGGACUGGGAUGCAAUCUAGAAUGGGUUAUGAUGGCGUCUGUUUAUCCCACGCUCCCGCUGCACUUUGACGCACAUUGUCUUGUAAGAAACACUUGUAUCUCGUCGCUCGCCCAUCUUACCUGGAAACUAACCGAAUGGCCUCACUAACGAACACGCGCAACGUAACGUCCUCUAAACACAGCCCCAAACCUGUUUGAUGCACUUUGUAUAACUGCUUUUCAGAUACGGGGAAAGUGGGGGAUGUGAAUGCUUUUAACUUGUGGUGGUGGUGGGGUAAUGUGGGGAGGGGGGAGAGACUGCCCAGAGCUAAGACGUCAAACCUCGUAGCCAGCUUUGCUGUGUAGUAAGGCUGCAGUGUAUAUAUUUAUAUAUAUGUGUUCGAUUGGGAUCUUUUCUGUCACAAUAAAUUCUUUACCUUUUGA
Callorhinchus milii (elephant shark) is the source of this 2421-nucleotide messenger RNA. Its product is annotated as charged multivesicular body protein 2a. Gene Ontology annotation, biological process: endosome transport via multivesicular body sorting pathway; protein transport; late endosome to vacuole transport. Gene Ontology annotation, cellular component: ESCRT III complex; multivesicular body. Bases 164 to 808 code for a protein of 214 amino acids. The record is from RefSeq and is a predicted model, not a curated record. NCBI's taxonomy places the organism in Eukaryota, Metazoa, Chordata, Chondrichthyes, Chimaeriformes, Callorhinchidae. The transcript is spliced from 6 exons.